Cygnus atratus (black swan) is the source of this 7276-nucleotide messenger RNA. RefSeq names its product nuclear FMR1 interacting protein 2 (gene NUFIP2). The record is from RefSeq and is a predicted model, not a curated record. Gene Ontology annotation, cellular component: nucleoplasm; cytoplasmic stress granule. Lineage: Eukaryota; Metazoa; Chordata; Aves; Anseriformes; Anatidae. Bases 232 to 2190 code for a protein of 652 amino acids. The transcript is spliced from 4 exons. Gene Ontology annotation, molecular function: RNA binding.
GGGGCGGGGCGGGGGGCGGUCGCGGCCGGCCGAGCGCAGGGCGGGCGCUGCCAGUCCUCCGCCGCCUCCCCCGCGCCAGCCGCGUCCCAGCCGCCGGAGCCCGCACGGCCUCGAGGAAAAAAAAAAAAAAAAAAAAAAGCACAGCGAGAAAAAAAGCCCCGGAACGGCACGGCCCGGCCCGGCCCGGCCCCCCAAGCAGCGCCAGCAGCGAGCUGAGCCACCCCCCUCCCCAUGGAGGAGCAGCCCCCUCCCCACCACCACCACCACCACCAUUACUACUACUACAGCCACCACCGCCCGCAGAGCCCCUACCUGCCGCCGCCCGACGGCCGAGCCCAGCCCAAGCCGCCGCUCCACAAGCACCCGCAGCACCAGGAGGCACCGAAGCGGAGAACAGGCUAUGGAGAGCUAAAUGGUAACGCAGGGGAACGAGAAGUGUCGCUGAAGGGCCUGUGCUCUGAUGAAACCACCAACCAAGGAUCCAGGGUACCCAAUGGCAGCCAGCAACUCGUAGACACUAAUGUGACCCCAAAGCAGACCGUUAAGGCCGGUGCUUUGGGGAAAGCCGGAAUCAAAACCAAGAACUUCAUUCAGAAAAAUAGCAUGGACAAAAAGAAUGAGAAGUCCUACGAAAACAAGCUUAGAGAAAGUCAGUCCUCAGACAAGCCGGAGGGAGUGUCUGUCCCAAACGGCGUGGUAACCAGUAACUCUAGCUACAUCACUAAUGGCUACGUAGGCAAAGGGGCCGAUAACGAUGGUAGCGGCUCUGAGAGUGGAUAUACUACGCCUAAGAAACGGAAAGGCAGGCGCAACAGUGCCAAGGGUUGUGAGAACUUGAAUCUAGUACAGGACAAAAUAAUGCAACAGGAGGUCAGUACACCAACUUUAAAACAGGAACUGGAGAGUUUCAAGCCUGAUUAUAGUGAACAAAAGGGGAACCGAAUUGAAAAUACUAAGCCUGUUUGGAAGUACGAGGCUGGGGCUGGUGGAGCAGGCCGAGGAAAGCCUGGGCUUGGGGAUGUACAGCGAAAAAACUCUGAUGCCAAACCUGGGAUUAGCAGCAAGAAGUUUGAUGACCGGCCCAAAGGGAAGCAUGCUUCAUCAGCUACGUCUAAAGAGGACUCAUGGACCUUAUUUAAGCCACCCCCAGUUUUUCCAGUGGACAAUAGCAGUGCUAAAAUUGUUCCCAAAAUAAGUUAUGCAAGUAAAGUUAAAGAAAACCUCAACAAAGCAGCUCAAACCCCAUCCACGUCAUCGUCAUCGUCUUCGUCAUCUGCCGGGGAAACUCAGGCCCAAACAUCAAGUCGACUGUCCCAAGUCCCCAUGUCUGCUAUGAAAUCUGUUACUUCUGCUAGCUUUUCAAACGGGCCAAUUUUAGCAGGGACUGAUGGAAAUGUAUAUUCUCCAGGGACCCAGCCACUGCUCACAACUGCUGCUAGUACUGUAACAUCAACCUCUUCUGAGUCAGUACCCCAGGACAUAAGUACAGUUUCGACAGCUCUCGAACAAAAGAAAUCUAGCCUUUUUAUCUACCCUUCAAAUAUGCAAACUGUGCUUCUGGGUACAGCGCAAGUCGACUUCCCAUCGCAGACAAAUCAGCAGAACCUGGGAGAUAUCUUCCAGAACCAGUGGGGCUUGUCGUUCAUAAACGAGCCCAGCGCUGGCCCCGAAACUGUUGUGGGGAAAUCUGCGGAUAAUCAGUUAAUGGAAGUGACAUUUCAAGGGGAAUAUCCUGCCACUUUGGUUUCACAGUGUGCUGAAAUCAUUCCCUCAGGAACUGAACAACCUGUGUUUCCUAAGGCUUACGAGCUGGAUAAACGGACUAGCCCUCCAAUUCUUAGCGCUAUUCUUAAGCCUGGGACUGCUGUCGAGGGUGGUGUAGCUUUGGAGUCGCAUCACGCCGGUGACCUGCAAAAGGCAGACACCGGUAGCCAAGGUGCUUUAGUGUUUCUUUCAAAAGACUAUGAAGUAGAGAAUCCUCUGGCCUCUCCCACGAACAAUUUGUUAGCCUCCGCCAAAGAACAGGGGUACCAGAGAGGCCUAGAAAGGAAAGAUAGCUGGGGUUCUUUUGACCUGAGUGCUGCUGUUAAAUAUCACACUAAAGAAAUGGAAUUGAUUUGGAAUUUGCAGAAGCAAGAUCCCAAAAGGAUAAUCACCUACGAUGAAGCCAUGGAUCACCCGGAUCAAUGAAGGUAGCAAGACAAGACUGCCUGUUAUAACCUUUCUGCAGCACUCGUGCUGUUCGUGGGGGACAAAAGGCUUUUAUGCUCCUUCUAAAUCUUCAGUGCAGCAGAGGAACCAUAACUAGAAUCACAGGAUAAUAUAUACAAAUAUAUAAUAUAGUUAUUUAAAAAUGGCGACUGAAAGUAAUUAGACUUCAUAAGGAAUCUGAAAACUUAUUUCAACGAGACUACACACGUGAUUAUUUAAUCUCCGGUACUGAAUAGAUUUUUUUUCUUUUUUUUGUUUUGUUUUUGUUUAAAGAGUGAAUGCAAGUGAUUAACAAACACAGACUCGAUUUACAAGCCCAGUUCUAAAGUUCCUGCUGUCGUCUACAUGGGCAACAGCAACCCACUGGAGAGGCAUUUCCACUUGACAAGGUUUCUGUUUCUUGUUCUGUGACUGUAGUGACACACUAAUCACAGGGAAAUCAGGAUGAUUCACCAUCCUUCAUCUCCCCUUUCCCUUCCACCUCCCCCCCUUUUUUUUCCUGUUUUGUUUUCCAUUGAAUGCUGGAGAAACACCUUGAAGUUUGCAGAGUUUUGGUUUUUUUUUUUUUUUCCAGAGAAUUAUAACACAGGUUUUUGCCAGGAGUAAAGCAGCCAGUCCUAUUUUGGGAAAAUUGUCUUAAAGCAUCGUUCUUCUGGGGGAAAGAUGGUAAUACUGCAGUCCUAGGAUGCAUGGUGAAGUCACACAGUUGACCUGGCUCCGGUUACACGUUGGACUAUUGCAACUGAAGAGUUGUUUCAUUUUAAAAGACAACAUGGAAAACUAAAUAAUUGGUUUAGGCAUUUAAUAUGGUUUAAAAAAAAUACAAAACAAAAAAAAAAACAACAAACACCACUGUUCCCACCGGUUAAUGCCAUUGUAUUGCUGGGAGCAAAAACAAAAAAAAAAUCUCUUGCUUUCAACGUAGGUGCUUCAUACUUGCUCUGUCUGUCUCCUAACACUACGUGUGCUGGAUUUUUUUUCCCAUUUUCAUUGAAAAACUAAAGUGGAAUUGAGUUCUGCUAAUGCUCACCCUUCUUUAAUUAUUUUUUCUCUUAAAAAAUUGAAAAAAAAAAAGGAGGAAAAAAAACACAAAAAUUUUAAAAAGAAAAAAAAAAAGAAAAAGAAAAAUGGGAACUUGAAUCCUUUUCGAUUUGUCCGUAGAUCACCGAUGGCUGGGCUCCCCGCACCUGCCCGUUGGAAACGCUCUUUUAUAUUUUAACGCAGUCUGUGUAUUUCCGGGCUCUGCUUCUAAUUAUCUCUUAAUAAAAAUAUAUUUUAUUACAAAAAUGGAGGGCUUAGGAAUGAAAAUAAUAAUGAUUUAAAAAAAAAAAUCCGAAAGAAAGGAGAGCUUUCUAGCAGUGGUAGAGAAGGCUGCUCAGCCUGCAGGCUCCAGCUGUGUAACCCGCUCUGUCCCGUUGCAGCUUGUGUGUGGCACGUCCAAACCGUCUGGGGGCUGCGUGGUUCUCGUGGGGGGGCUCCCGGUGGGAGGAUCGCAGGGUCCAACGCGAGAGCCAGCAGAGAAUAAUCCUGAAAGCAACCCCGAGGGGUUUCUGGCCCCUCUGAGCUCAGCGCCAGCUCGCGUGUGCCUGGGCACCCAGCUCAGCAGAGGUGCUGAAUCCUCCGAUGAGGCUGGAUCCUAUGGGGCAUUACAGGAAGCAGAGAAGCCCAAACCUUUUGCCUACCCCUCGUGCUUAGGUUUAUCCACUUUCUUUUUUUUUUUUUUUUGUUAACGACGAGUAUGUAGCAUGCAUUUUUAAUUGUUUUCGUUCUUUUAAUGAGAUUGUUCCUGGAUGAAGCGCUUAGGUUCACGGUGGGACAACGAAACUUAAUUCUGUACCUUUUGUAAGAUUGCUAGCUUUCUGCAAUGCUUAGUUUUAAAAGUUUGACUAUGGAUUGCCUACUCCAUUUUAUGUAUUAAGUGCUAUAUAGUAUAAUACCCUCGUAUGAUACUAUAUAGUAGCGAUGUAUUGUAUCAGUCCAAGCUCAGAAAUUUGUGGUUGGCCAGUCGCUGAUAGUUCUGUUUCACCUAUAAACUGUAUCACCCUUGCAGGUGUGUGUAACUUGCAGAUGUACAACAUGUUUACAGAUGUGCCCUACAUCUAGUCCUCCUGCGUUCCUAUUUUUACUUCUGUCGAGUCUCCCAACUGCUUGCCAAAAGUCGGAAUCGCCUCCCGCUCCCCUGCGAAAGAGCUGGGGCGUUCCUGAGCUUUAAGGUGUUGAACAAACUGGACAACGGGGCUGGUGGGAGGGGUAAGGAAGAAGAAAUCUUUUUUUAUUAGUAGUAUUUUCAAAAUGAAAAAAAGCGUUGAAGGCUGAUAGCAAAGUUUCCAGUUUGUUUUACUGGCUUUAAGGCUCUGCUGUGUAUUUAUUUGCCUUGUGUAGUCACUUGUCGCCUUAAGGGCUGGGUUCCAUUACAAAAAAAAAAAAAAAAAAAAAAAAGACAAAACCAAGACUUGUUUUGCUCCCCUGGGGGUCUGAGCUGUCCUGGUACCCUGCCCCGGCUAGGAGCUCUGAAGGAAGCACGGUGCACACGAUGGGUGGGUUCGCUGGUCCCCGACGUCCAUCCCCGCUGCUCUGUCUCGCGGCCGCGUGGCCCCGUGCCGGCCGUACCCAUGUAGAGACGCCUCCUCCACUGUGUCUCUGAACAUCCCCUCUUCAAACACCCGUCUGUCUGUCUGUCUGCACGAGCUCCUCGGCACGUGCUCAGCACUACGUGGUUAGGAAAUCCUCUUUCCGAGCUCUCGCGGUUGCAGCCCGCCGCCGAAGGCAGGGCAGGUUUGGUUAGGUAGUGCCCGGAGCCAGGCAGGACCGUGGAAGAAGCUUUCUCUGUGCUUUGUGUAACUCGCCCUGUCCGUCUGCAGUCCUCCCCAAGUCCUCACACAAUUCCUUACUGAGCACUUAUUAAAAAUAUCUUAAGAUUUAAUCCGUUUUCUGAUUAUUUUUGUGUAAACUUAUAAAAAAAAAAAAAAAAGUUAAAAUUGAGUUGUGACUAAUUUUAGCGCAUUGAAUUAAUGCUAAGGUGUACCUGAUCGGUCUCGUGGUUUGUUUGUUGGACUCAGAGUAUUAGUACUGUAGCAUAAACCAAAAACAGCCCGCAGGGGGUGCGCAGCCCCCUCCGCGGGGCUGGGCGCGGGGGCGUCCGUGGCGCGAGGAGAAGGAGCGCGUGUUUAUGGUGCCAUUGCUUUCAUUACGCUGAGCUGAGGAAGUUCAAAACAAAACCCCUUGAAUGUGUGUAGCGCUGGGAAGUGGCUCUAAGGGUGAAAUCACGACCUAUUUUUGUAAUGGCUACGAACUAAUUCAGGUUAAGGCUUCUUUCACCUUUCUGUUCUCGUUGGAGGCGCUACGCGUCCCUUUCCGCCCGGUUCCCCCUUUUUUUGGCUUCUUAUUUAUUUGAGUAGUGAUUCCUGCCCGAGACAGGGGACGUGCGGAUGCGUGGGCAUCCCUGCGGCGCUGCUUUCUCCUCUGGACAGAGGCUUGGUCUUUCCUCACCUCUCCUGCCUCCCCGGCAGGUCCUGUAGGGUGUCUUUUGGGGUCUCGUGUACCCGAGGCUCGGGCACGUGCUUUCUUGGCGGGUCGGGGAGCGCUUGGUCUGCUUCUAGAAGCUGCUCUGUGCUCUCCUCCCCCAGUAGAGGUUGUGCAGAGGAAGGUCCUCCAAGCCCCUCAGUCCCCUCUUCUGGGCCUGUUUGCCAGGUCUUCAGCUUUCGAGGUCUGGUUGCGUUUUGGUUUUGUUCUAAACCCAUCUGCAAAACCCAUUUCCGAAAUCUCCGAUUUCAGAAAUCUCUCCGGUAACGUGUAGCUCCAGCGUGUGCUUUCUGGUGCUCACCCGCUUCAACCCAUUGCCCUUUCUGAACCGCCAGCCCCGCUGUUUGCCUUCCCUCGCUGCUGUGAACUUCUUUUAAAUGUGAAUUUUCUUUUAAAAGAAAAUUCUCUCUGGGUUGUGAGCACGCCAGCUAUUUGACGGCCAGGGGUCGGUAACAGGGAGAGCCGGCUAGCUGAAUCAGAAGGGAAAUCACUUCCUGCUUGGAACAAAAUUUAGAGAUGGAAUUUGUCCUCUGAGCUGUGUGUGUACUUAGUGCUUUUCACCUUAAAAGAGAGCAUCACCUCAGCACGACAGCAUCCUUUCCAGAAGAGGCUGGCGGGUGACUGCGGGAGCACCUUGGGCUGAUUUCGGGACUGCUCAUACGCAGCCGGUAGCUUUCCCCUGCAUCCAGUUUUUGCUCUUGAUUCAGCAUUUUCAGUGAAUUGCCAAGGUGUCCGGAGCUUUCAGGAGUCUUGUCCCUAGAAGAUCUUUCUGUAUGUAUGUGUGUAGUGAUUUGUUUUCCGUGCAGAGGCUGUUUACAAGGGAGAUGAUUAAGGUCAAGAGGGGAGAGAAUGAAGCCAACGGUAAUUUAAAGCUGCUACAAAAUUUCGCCCGGGUGCAGAAGGCGGAGGAGGUCUGAGGCUGGGAGACUGCUGGCGUGAGGAAGGAGCGAGGGUAAUUCUGGCUUCGGCCACCACGAGGACGAGGUGUGUUCCUGCCUUUCCUUGUGAAAAAGCCCCAGCGCAGGCAGCCGAGAGCCGCGAGUCUGGACUCGGCGCGCAGGAGCGGAAGAUCUCGGUCUCCUCUGCCGGCUGCGCUGCCGUCCAGAGCUUACAGAGCUUUAGAAAUUUGCACAAUACGUAUCACACCACAGGGUAAGGCUGGCUUCCUUGUAUCCUGCUGGAGGUCCUCGCGAGUGGCAUCGCUCGGCAGCGCGGUGCCAGGAGAUGCGGGAGCGCUGCGCGCGGCCGCCCCUCGGUCUGCUCCAGGAACAAAAGUCGUUACCCGGUUACCCGUGGUGAUGCUUUCACCAGGUGGAUGCUUGACCUGUAUUUAUCUUGACUGUUAAUCAGAAAGCUUCAUUACGGCAUGUCCAGAGCUCUAAAGCCAUUUUGUAAGAUAGCAGUAUCCCUUUUCUACAGCCUUAUUAAUGAGUAGAGUAUCUUUAAAAGAAAAAGAAAAAAAAAAAAACUAGUUCAUUUCUUUCUGUGGUAUGAACUUGUGUACUGCGAACAUAUGAACGUUAGCAAAAAUAAAACUUACAGU